Messenger RNA from Adineta ricciae, 397 nucleotides. NCBI's taxonomy places the organism in Eukaryota, Metazoa, Rotifera, Eurotatoria, Adinetida, Adinetidae. The record is from the annotation of a GenBank genome assembly.
AGAUGAAUCAUUUGGACAAAUGACAGAUUUCUUCAAGUAUUUUAAAUAUCAAUGGUUAACACGAGUGCCACCAAAAUAUUGGAAUGUAUCAACUCUCGAUUUUCGGACGAACAACUUCUGUGAGGGGUGGCACAAUAAGUUCAAUAAUCGUGUUGAUAAAUUUCAUCCAAAUGUUUGGCGUCUGUUCGAGUGUUUACAACGUAAAGAAUUAUCAUUUCGACAACAACUUGGAAAAGUUAAAUGUGCUAUGCAGAAGAAAUUAAACGAAAAAAGCUGCUUUACUCGAACAGAAGUGAAAAUUCUCACAGAACGUUAUAAACAAAAGGAAACUACUUUGUUGGAUUUUAUUCAUGGAUUAUCUAUACUGGUAGCUCGAAAUUCUACAGUUGCUCAUUAA